CUCCUCUGAGGAGGAAGCGGUCAACACAACCUGAAGAAGAAGAAGAGAGCGAGCAGUGAGUUACCGAUAUGUUACAUGACUAGUUUUGUAAUAAUAAAUAAUCAUAAGAAGACGCGUUUAUCGGAGCUCGAGAUCAUGGUGCUCCCAGUCCUCAGGCUUGGCGUGUCGUGUCGCUGUCAAACUGCGUGGAGGAACUGGCAGCAGAUACAACGAACCCCUUUGAGGCAAUGGCUGGUGAAGAGAAGACAGACCACCGUGACCACAGAGAGUGUGUCGGUCAGAAGCGCGGCGCUCCCCAACGCGGCGUCGGAUCGUGUGAUUGGCCGCUGGCUGCUGGGAUGCAGUGGACUGGUUUUGGGCGCUGUGGUUCUGGGAGGCGUUACCAGGUUGACGGAGUCUGGUCUGUCGAUGGUUGACUGGCAUCUGGUGAAAGAGAUGAAGCCGCCACAGACUCCAGCCGAGUGGGAAAACGAGUUCUCCAAGUACCAACAGUUCCCAGAGUUCAAGAUCAUGAACCACGACAUGACCCUGACGGAGUUUAAGUUCAUCUUCUACAUGGAGUGGGGUCACCGCAUGUGGGGCCGGCUGGUGGGGUUGGCGUACAUUCUCCCCGCGGCGUAUUUCUGGAGGAGAGGCUUCUUCAGCCGCUCCAUGAAGCCGCGAGUUCUGGGUCUUUGUGGCUUUGUCGUCUUCCAGGGUCUCCUGGGCUGGUUUAUGGUGAAGAGCGGGCUUGAGGAGAAGCCGGAGUCGUUCGAUGUCCCCCGGGUCAGUCAGUACCGGCUGGCGGCUCACCUGGGCUCGGCUCUGCUGCUGUACUGCGCCAGUCUCUGGACCGGCCUCACUCUCAUGCUGCCCCACAACAGGAUUCCUGACAGCCGGCAGAUGCUUCAUCUGAGGAGGUUUGCUAAGGCUACAGGCGGUCUGGUGUUCCUCACGGCUCUCUCAGGGGCUUUUGUCGCUGGACUGGACGCAGGUUUGGUUUAUAACUCGUUCCCGAAGAUGGGCGAGUGCUGGAUCCCUGACGAUCUGCUGGCCUUCUCCCCCACCAUCAAGAACAUGUUCGAGAAUCCCACAACUGUGCAGUUCGACCACCGCAUUCUGGCCAUCGGCUCGCUGACGGCCAUCACAGGACUCUACCUGUUAUCCAGACGCACACAUUUACCGCGCAGAGCAAAGAUCGCCAUCGGCUGUCUCACCGCCAUGGCCUACACACAGGUGGCUCUGGGCAUUAGCACUCUCCUGCUGUACGUCCCCACUCCACUCGCCGCGACACACCAGUCCGGGUCCGUGGCGCUGCUCAGCUUCGCCAUCUGGGUCCUGGCCGAGCUGCGCAAGGCUGUCAAGUAGAGUCGGAUCACACUUCCUGCUGUCAGAACAUAUUUAUUAUUGAAGUGUGCUUUAGGCUGCCGUGGCCUCUCGAUUCUUUUCUUUUGUAUGGGUUUAUAUGAAGUGCUUAUAAACCAAACACAAGGUGUAAGUGUGCAAUUCAUAACUGUUUCAAUUUCUUUUAAAAUAAUUGUACAUGUUUUGUUUAUAUAAAAAAAGAGAUUGUACUGUAUGACUGCUUUUUUUCAACUAAAAUAAAACGAUCAUCUGUUUUCUUCA
Messenger RNA from Pimephales promelas (fathead minnow), 1605 nucleotides. RefSeq names its product cytochrome c oxidase assembly factor COX15 (gene cox15). Gene Ontology annotation, biological process: heme A biosynthetic process. Gene Ontology annotation, molecular function: oxidoreductase activity, acting on NAD(P)H, heme protein as acceptor. The record is from RefSeq and is a predicted model, not a curated record. Lineage: Eukaryota; Metazoa; Chordata; Actinopteri; Cypriniformes; Leuciscidae. Gene Ontology annotation, cellular component: mitochondrial inner membrane.